AUGGCUGGAAUCUAUGAAGGAGAUCUAGUUGUCUAUAUUGUCGACAAUGAGUGUAACACCUUUGAAAAAUCUACCAUUGACCGACUCACUGGAGUGCUAACGACUUCUAUGACUGGCACUACCUCAGUAGCCUCUGGCAUUGCAUCAUCAGUUGGUCACUCCAGCAGCCUUAUUGUAGGGGAUGACGGCGAAGAUGCUGGAGCAGACAGUGAUGAUGAUGCUGACGAUGAAGGAGAGGAGAUGGAGCUUCCUGAUGCUACCGGCAGGAUUGGACCAGAUGUAGAGUUGAUCUUACUUGAUUUACAGGCUGAAGACAUUGACUUGGAUGUUGAGGACAUCAUCACGGAUAUGCACAGUUUGGUCAUUGAUGACCCAGCUGUUGGGGAAGACUUGGAGGGAGAGGACUUCACCGAACAGCUUGCUGACGUUUCAUCAGGCGAAGACUCAGAUGACCCAUCUGGACCAGCCCCAUCUGCGCAGCCUUUGACAGUAACUGCUACGACUGAGAUACUUCCCUCCAGCCAGAAAGAGAAACCAACUCAUGUUCCAUCUACCCGGUCUACCCGGUCAUCAACGGCCGCAGCAAAGGGUGAGGUUAGCCCUCCCAAGGCCAAACUAUCCACUCCGGCCCUCCCACAGCGACCUAAAUACGUUACGAAAUACACACCCUCCAUUCCAGUCCCUCCACCUUCCAACUGGUGCCAUCCAGAUGAUGAAGUGCUGAGGCUCCUCCAAUUCGGUAUUGACAUUCUUCGGAUUCCAGGAAGGACAAAAAAUCACCGAAUCUUCCCCCCUGGGGGUGCUGUGGGAGUCAUCGAGAGCUUUGGGCCGCAGUUUGACCCACAUGCAGCUCCAGCAGCCAAUAACCUCAACCACCAUGAGGUUCUUCAAAAGAUUGGUUGCGCUUACCUUGAAGACUACGACAUCAUUGUCUGCCGACAUUUCCAUGACGGAAAAUAUUGCGGAUAUGGAAUACCACUUGUUCAGCUGUCCAGCCAUUGCUACACAGUCGGCAAUGUCCCAUCAGCUCGUGCGCGGCAUUCUGUGGCAGUUUUUCAACAUUCCGGAGCAACCAAAUUUAAACCGACAAUUCAGAACGUUUAUGCUGACAUACUAAGGGUCUUUCCCAAUGUUAUCCUCACACAAGCCGAACUCCGUGCUAUUCGACCAUUAGCCAAUCAGCAGGGGCCGAUAAAACACAUUAGAGACGCAGUGGACGGCAAAAAAUGCAACCUAUGUGAAUAUACGUGGCUCCAGGGCAAUACUUCCCGUCAUUUUAGCCACCAUUGGCCAUUACAUGGUGAUCCUACACUCGCUACCCGUGUUGCAGAUCGAUGUGUUAGCGUCAAAGUUCAAGCAUUUGACCAUGAUCCUACCAGGCAUCUUUAUUUUCCAAUCGGAGAGGAGGAUGGCAAGGCCAGCCAGAAUCUUCAGAAGACUAGUGGCAAAUCUAUCUUAGCGAUGCAACUUCAACGAUUUAUACCAAUAGGCGCGCACACCUCAAAAUUGGUCAAAAAGGCAGUGCUGCCAUUUUUCGAGCACAUUGGCGCGCUAGGCCAUAUCUCACUGUAUCAGGCAUCAGCACUGCAUGACCUGGUCGCACUUCCUGCUAAAGGAGAAAAACACCUAAAAAAGCUCCAGAAGGCGAUUGUAUGUCGUAUUGGUGUUCUAUGUGACGAAGUUGCAUCGGCAAAUUUAGUCAACCGGAAGCUGCUGGUUAAGCCCAAAAGCGAGACGAAAUCAAUGCUAGACUUAUUCAAUGCCCCAAUGCUUCAGUCCACCCGCGUGGCUUACGCUGGUGAAGAAGUGCGACUCAUCUGCUUUAUUAUGAGAUGCAUAUCUCAGAAAGCAUAUAUUACCCUCCCUUUUGGACCUCAGCCUACUGGCAGGAAGCCUGUCUCCCAUAGUGGUGGCCAGUACCAUGUUUCCCUGACCGACUCCCAGCUGAAGGCAUUCGCCAUUCUUCAAGAUCAACUGGUAUCGCGAAAGACUGACAAUGAUGACCUUCUCAGCACUCUAAACGAUGUGCUAGAAACGUUGUAUAUGCCGUCAAACACCUUAGACAUGUUUCAAGACCGGUACAUCAACCCCGUGGCAGCGUUUGUGUGCCUGCGUGCUGUUCAUCCCGAAGGGGGAUUCAUAAAUCCAGAGCACAUCACGUACACCACAGUCCGCACGCAGUUCGAUAUCAGGCUCUUCAUCCUGGACUUUUUGCAAAGACAGUUCGCGGCCUAUAUCGUGGCAAUCGCCUCCGAGUCUGACGAUACCAUUGAGUCCAAUCAGCCUGCCAAGGGGCGCCGGUCAGGUAUCUUAAGGCGGGGGCUCAACAAUCCGGGGAAUGACUUUGAAGAAUAUUGUGAAAAGAUUAUUGAUGAAUGGGGAACUGAAAUGAAAAACACUCCUUUUGGCUUUGUGCGGGAGUGGGUCAAAUCCUUGAGCUGGAUUGUCCGCAAGACUCCAACUAAAGGAAUGGUCACAUGGCUGGAACGGGACGGCAUUCAAUCCGUCAGGCUUCUUAACUACACCGUUAACAUCGACCAGUACCGCUCUGCCGUCCAGUCAACCCUUAGAGACUGUCUUGCCCACAUUCAUUCCAAGGUUCUGUUCAACAUCUCCCUCCCCGACUUCAGCUUGCAGCUACCUGAUGACCAGCAGGAUGAGCUCACACGGGGCUAUGGACUUUUUUCAUUAUCCCUUGACUCCGACGAUUUGGGGGAUUCUGGCGCAGGAGCUGCAUCAUCAUCACUACUGCGUUCACUUUUAGAGCUUGGGACUCUGUGUCACUUGGAUGAGACUAGCCAAACAAUCAGCUGGGAUACCGUACUAUUGAACCAGUGGCUGGCCAAUGUGUGCAUGGCGUGGGAGUAUGUGUAUAUCCUCAUGCACCUCUUAGCUCUUCCGGCAAGAGGCGCCGAAGAAGAGCUGUGGCAACAUGCCAAUGGACCAGAGUCAGCAAGGCAUCUUUUUGUCUCACAUGCACUUCAGACGCUGGUAACCAAAAGUAAUUAUAACAAGACAUCCUCCAUCACCGGGAUCUACAAGACAAUCAUUCGGGUUAUUCCCUACCAGGUAGCUCAAGCCGUGACAAUUCUACUUGGGAGUGUACGCCCCAUUGAAUUGGUGGCCACCCUACAAUUCCAAUGCAGUUCGCCAAGCCGUGCUCAGGAGAUCGCAGACCUCUAUCGAACCCGCCUCUUCACGACAAUGGGGCAGCCAUGGAAUUCUGAACGCAUGUCUCUUAUGUUGCGAUCUUGGUUCAUGAAGCACUUAAAGGUCCCCUUCAGCAUGAGGCUACACCGUCAGUUCGCUAAAGCACUGCAGAGGAAGUUUCUAUCCUACCAGUCGAAGGACUCCGAUUCGCUGGCGGAGGCUGCCAAUCUGGCUAUGGGACAUACGCAGCACGUGGCAGAGUUCCAUUAUGGCAAAGAGACUCAGAAUAUGGCAGUCCCUUUAUCACUGCAGCAGAAGUUUGAGGUGGUGGGUAGCGAUUGGAUUGAGUGGCACGGCAUUCCUGCAACUAGAAUUAGCGCUGAAAAGAAGUAG
Molecule: messenger RNA, 3543 nt
Organism: Suillus fuscotomentosus
Lineage: Eukaryota; Fungi; Basidiomycota; Agaricomycetes; Boletales; Suillaceae
Exons: 7
Coding region: 1-3543 (1180 amino acids)
Source: RefSeq, a predicted model, not a curated record